Molecule: messenger RNA, 954 nt
Organism: Saccharomycopsis crataegensis
Lineage: Eukaryota; Fungi; Ascomycota; Saccharomycetes; Ascoideales; Saccharomycopsidaceae
Gene: BUB2
Product: Bub2p
Exons: 1
Coding region: 1-954 (317 amino acids)
Biological process (GO): activation of GTPase activity; negative regulation of septation initiation signaling
Cellular component (GO): mitotic spindle pole body
Molecular function (GO): GTPase activator activity
Source: RefSeq, a predicted model, not a curated record
AUGUCCAGGGAAAAGUCGCCGAAAAAAGGAAGAAAGAAGGAUGCGAUAGAGCAGUUCAUCGGGUCUCACCAGAUGUUGAUCAAACCAGGGUUGUCUCAGCUUCGGUACAUGAUUUUGGCAGAUGGACUCAACGUGCCUGAGGGCUACGAAACAUGCCCCUAUCGAUGCUAUGUUUGGUCGAUUUUAUUGCGAGUGCAGCCCAUAAACACCAACUUCUACUUGGAGCUUGUCAGUAAAGGUCCUCCAUCGUCGUACUCCAAGGUCAGAAACGAUACUUUCCGGACAUUGGCCAAGGACGAAACUUUCAACCGGAAAGUCCACGAGAACUCGUUGGUCAGAGUCUUAUCGGCGUUUGCAUGGACCCAAGAGAAAAACAAUGGUAUUAAUGAGGAAGUUUUGUCACCAUAUGUUCAAGGAAUGAAUAUAUUGGCCGCACCUUUUUUGUUUGUGUGCAAAAGUGAACCAGAAGCGUUUGCUAUGUUCUACAGCCUUUUAACCAAGCAUUUGCCGCUAUAUAUCACCCCAACCCUCGAUGGCGUCUAUACUGGUGCCAACUUGGUGGAUAUAAUCCUCAAGAUUGUCGACCCAAAACUUCAAAGCUGGUUGAAUUCCAAGCUACUUAAACCGGAAAUGUACGCUUUCCCAUCAGUGCUCACGUUGUCGACCUGUACGCCCCCACUAAGCGAGAUCUUAAUCCUAUGGGACUUUCUUUUCGCUUAUGGGUGUCAUAUGAACAUAUUGCUUGUGGUAGCUCAGUUAGUACUUAUCAGAUCACAGCUCUUGGAGUCGAAAUCCCCAAUGUCGCUACUAAGAAACUUCCCUCCGAUCAAGGCCAAAGAGAUCAUUAAGCUAUCCAUCAGUUUUGUCACAAAGAUUCCCUCCAACAUCUAUGAUCUUCUAGUUCGACAUACCUAUGACCCAAGAGUGAAACUAGAGCUCCAACUGUUGGGAUAA